CCAAGUUAAGGUGAUGACACAUCAAGGAACAAUGUAACCGAAGUUGGUUCUUAUCCCUUGCUGCAAAACCAACUGUUCCCGGCCAUAGCGUGACCUUCACAGCUUUAUAUUCCUUCGUUUCCUCUCAUAGUCACACUUCGCUCACUCAGCACACAGCACACUCACACUCACACAUCCAUCCAUGGCUUCCAUAACAUCAUCAUCGUCUCCAACAACAACGCAUUUCAACUUUCCAAACACCAAAUUGUGUUCCUCUUUUCCCUCCUCAUUAUCUACACGCUUGCUUCCACUUCCUUCAAUAUCCUACGCGGUCUCCAAUUCCCUCAACAAAUUCAAUUCCUACACCAAUUCUCUGCGCUGUUCUGCCUCCAUGGAAGACGCCGAAUGGGAUUGGGAACAAUGGCGUCACCAUUUCCACGAGAUUGAUGAACAGGAAAGUCUCCUGCACACUCUCAAGUCUCGCUUCGGUGAUGCUGUGAAAUUUGAGGAUUACGAUGAUGCGGCUGCGCUUAAGGUGGCCAUUGCAGCUGUAGCUACCAAUGACACUGUUGGAACGGUCAUAUCUAAUCUAAAUAGGGCCAUAGAGGAAGAGCGGUACAGUGAUGCAGCUUUCUUAAGAGAUGAAGCUGGCAUCGGACUUGUGGGUUGGUGGGCUGGAAUCUCGGAAGACACUAAUGGUCCACACGGUCUAAUUAUUCGCAUAACUCCAGAGCAUGGAAGAUACGUGGCAAGGAGUUAUAGUCCUGGGCAACUUGCUACUUCUGCUGUUGGUGUUCCUCUAUUUGAAUUUUUUCUUAUAAAGAAUAAGAAUGGUGAAUUUAAGUCACAGGCUGUGUAUUUAAAGCAGAGAGGAGGUUCCGAUAGUCCCCCAACAAAAUCCACUAAAGCUUUGGAUGCUGCUGAGAGAACGAGUUCUGUGGAGUCACCAGAAGAUAAAAGUGAGCUAUUUGUUGGGAGUCCUGAAGAUCCGGAGGUUGUUGAUGAUAGGAAUGAUAGCUCUGAUCCAACUGAUGGAAUGCCUGGAUUUCAGAAUAUCCUGAAGGAUACGAUCCCUGGUGUAAAGAAGGUUUUGAAGUUUACAACUCCAGACAAAGUAGACAAGGAUAUAAUAUCUGAGGUGAUUGAGCAGAUAACUGAGGAAGAAGGGGAUGAAGAUGAAGAUGAAGUACAUUCUAACAAGGACAAUGAAACAGAAACUCCAGAACUGAAAGAUGUUGAGUCUGAAACUCAUGAUGAGAAUGAAUUAAGUUCUAGUCUGGAAGCUUUUGAACAUGAUGAACAAAAUAAAUUUGCAGUCAAGCCUGCCAUUGGUGGUCUUGUCCAGAAACUUUCCAGCAGUUUUCCUACAAGAGAAUUGCUUCGAGUUCCUGCAAAGCUGAAGACAUCCGGACCAGAUUCAUUUUCGUUUACCAUAAAAGAAUUAGUCCAUGAACAGGUUGGUCAUGGCAAAGGGAAAUGUUCACCAGAUAAAUCAACAAAAAUUCAAGGCCAAGAUAGAGGUGAUAGUAUUAUGUAUAAUCUUUCUAAGUUCAUUGGAAAGGGGAAAAUACCCCCAAAGGUUCUCAAAGAUGUGGAAGACUUAGUAAGACUUAAUCUUAGCCGGCCUCAAAACCGUGAACUAUUGUUUGGUUCAACUAUGUUCAGUCGCAUUGAAAUACCAACUUCUUUAGAUCCUUUGAAUGGUCUAUACAUUAGUGCACAUGGGCUUUACUCAUCUGAAGUAAUUCAACUGAGAUAUAGAUAUGGCCAUUGGCAAGAAGAUGGUGAGAAUAAAGAGUCUUCCAAUCUUGAAUUUUAUCAGUAUGUGGAAGCCUUGAAACUGACUGGGGAUCCUUAUGUACCAGCAGGCCAGGUAGCAUUUCGAGCAAAAGUUGGAAAGAGGCAUCGACUUCCUCUCAGUAAAAUAAUUCCCAAAGAGUUUGGAUUGAUUGCACGCUAUGAAGGUCAGGGGAGGCUUGCGGAGCCAAAAUUUCAAAAUCCUAGAUGGGUUGACGGUGAACUUGUGAUACUAGACGGAAAGUUCCUCAAAACAGGGCCUGUUGUUGGAUUUGUGUACUGGGUCCCUGAACAACCUUUUUUGGCAUUGUUCAGUCGGUUGAAGCUUCAAGGAUAGGAUUUUUUUUGUUCUACUUGUACAUAAUGUCAACUUGUAAAUUCUUUCUAUUGAUUCUGGGUAAGUUGCCCACCUUUAAGAUUUAAUAAAGCAUUUAGUAAUGAA
Molecule: messenger RNA, 2218 nt
Organism: Vigna angularis (adzuki bean)
Lineage: Eukaryota; Viridiplantae; Streptophyta; Magnoliopsida; Fabales; Fabaceae
Product: protein EXECUTER 1, chloroplastic
Exons: 11
Coding region: 182-2113 (643 amino acids)
Biological process (GO): singlet oxygen-mediated programmed cell death; response to singlet oxygen
Cellular component (GO): thylakoid membrane
Source: RefSeq, a predicted model, not a curated record